GCUGCACAUCGCAGACGUUCCCGCGCGCACACACACGCACGCACACACACGGAACCGCGUGCGUGUGCGCCCGCUCGGGCGCCUGGGACCGGGGCCAUGCACACCAUCCACGGGCUGUGCAGGAUCUGCAUUGGACGCAGGCUGCCACAGGUAACCAUCCUUCGAGGAAAGGACGGCUACGGGUUCACCAUCUGCUCUGACUCCCCCGUGCGCGUCCAGGCUGUGGAUCCAGGUGGCCCGGCAGAUCAGGCAGGACUGCAGCAGCUGGACACGCUGUUGCAGCUGAAUGGCCAGCCAGUGGAGCAGUGGAAGUGUGUAGACCUUGCCCACGCCAUCAGGAACAGUCAUAAUGAAAUCACAGUGGUUGUUUGGAGAACGGGGCCGGCGGCAAAGCCCAGUUUUGAAGGCCUGAUCCACAGGCCGUCCUAUAAGCCCACCCACUAUGACCCGCCCCCACCCCCCAGCCGCAGGCGGGACAAGACCCCCCCGGUCCCGCCCCUCCCUGCCCACCACAGGCAGGGCCGCCGCGUGCUGGUCAACGGGUCCGAGGGGGGCGGAUACGUGGGUGGGCCCUGGGGGGAGCGACGGGAUGAGCCGGACAGCAAGGCCAGGACCCAGACGCUGAAGGGCACCCGCGUGACAUCAUCAAGUGGGGACAAGAACUACAUCAUCCUCGCGCCCAUCAAUCCAGGAAGCCAGAUACUGCGGCCCGUGUACCAGGACAGUCAGGCUACCCUGGGGAGGCUGUACCACACGCGCCAGACCAGCGGCCCCCAGCAGGGCGGCGCCAGUCAGCAGGGCUCGGCAGGGCUCCAGGGCAGAACCUCUUUCCUGAGGCGAUCGCACAACAGCAAGACGUCCAAAACGCCACCCGCCGCCAGCUACCCACACAACUCCAAUUACGCCAACUACCAGAACUGCACCAUUGUCAGGUCUCAUUCACCUCACGCCAACUACGGCACCUACGUCAAACUGGCGCCCAAGAUACUCAUCUUCCCAAUAUUCGUGCAGCCUCUGGACCUGUGCAAUCCGGCGCGGUCCCUCAUGCUGUCAGAGGAGAUCAUCCUACACGAGAACAAGCACCUGGCCAUCAAGGUGACGGUGUUCAUCUACACAGACCUGAUGCUGGUGACCCGGGAGGACGAGCCGGGCCGCUGCAACGUGCUGCAGAACCCCCUGUUCCUGCAACACCUCCGGCUGCAGGAGGAUCCUACGGAGGAGCUGAGGUUCUACAUCAUUCACAUGACGGAGAAGUGUGACUGCCUGCUCAGUCUGGAAGCGUACUCGGCCGAGCAGAAGCGGAGACUCUGCCAGUGUCUGCGGGACAACAUCGAGAAGCAGCUGCAGCUUCAGCUUCAGCGGCGGGAGACGCUCGGCCACUGCGACCAGAUGCUGGAGCCCAAAGUGGACGAGCAGUGUGACCUGGGGGGUCUUCGGAGGGGGGUGGAGGAGCGCUCCCCCGGCAGCCCCCCUGAGCUCCCCCUCAUGGGCAGCCCUCCCCAGGAGGUCCUGACCCCCGUGGAGGAGGUGCGCACCCCGUCGGAGGACGAGCACAAGGUCCCGCCCACUCCGCCGCCAUCCACUGAGGGGGAGGACGGAAAGAGCAUGGAGGGGGACCCUGAGAUGUGGAAGGAGAGAGAGGAAGAGGAGGAGGGGGGGGACGGGGCGAAGGAGGGUGAGAGGGGGGAGGGCGAGGAGAGGCGGCAGACAGACGAGGACAAUGCCUCAGAGGCGGCAGACACGGGCGCCCCGCCGUCCUCCUCCUCCUCCUCCUUCGUCAUCCCGGAGCUGCGCCUGGACCGCUCCUUCAGCGCCGAUGCCCUGUCCUCCCCGGCCACCGACGAGGAGUACGAGGAGGACGACGAAGACGAAGACGAUGAAGAUGAGGAGGAUGAGGAAGACGAGGAGGAAGAGGAGGACAGCGACGACAACUACCUGGAGCGCAGCGACAGCAAGCGGCGCAGCAUGGUGGAGGCGUCGGCCUGCGAGAAGCACGGCGGGGGGCUGAGUGUGCAGAACUCGCUGCGCAGACGCACCCACAGCGAGGGCAGUCUGCUGCAGGAGCCACGCCCGCCCUGCUUCACCUCCGACAACGCCAUCAACUGCCUGGACACCGGCGGCUCCCGCAAGGCCGGCUGGACCCUCCCCUCCCCGAAAACCCUGAAGAAGGAGCUGACCAAGAACGGGGGCUCCAUGCACCAGCUCUGCAUGCUUUUCUCCGGGAGGAAGCUCAGCGGCGGAUCGGAGUGCAGUUGUGAAGUCGGGCCUGACGGCACCAAGAAGAAGAAAUCCAAGAACCUGGCCAAAGACAUGAAGAACCGUCUGGCGUUCCUGAGGAGGAAGAAUGAGGCUCCGGGAAGUGCUCCGGCCGGGAAGCUGGACAAAGCCAUGAAAUCCGUCAAGCCCAGCCCUGAGGAAGCACUGAAGUGGGGAGAGUCCCUGGAUAAGCUGCUGGUCCACAAAUAUGGCCUGGCCGCCUUCCGAGCGUUUCUGCGCACCGAGUUCAGCGAAGAGAAUCUGGAGUUCUGGCUGGCGUGCGAGGACUACAAAAAGAUCAAGUCUCAGUCCAAGAUGGCAUCCAAAGCCAAGAAAAUAUUCGCAGAGUACAUCGCCAUCCAGUCUUGUAAAGAGGUGAACCUGGACUCCUACACCAGGGAGCACACCAAGGAGAACCUGCAGGAGGUGACGCGCUCCUGCUUCGACCUGGCCCAGAAGCGCAUAUACGGCCUAAUGGAGAAGGACUCCUACCCGCGGUUCCUGCGCUCUGAACUCUACAUGGACUUAGUCAACCAAAAGAAGGCCAGCUCGGCGUCCACAACGUCGUCGUCGUCGUAGAAACAACCGCGAGGGCAGAGAGACUGAGACUGAGAACAGAGACUUGAAAAAACAAAACAAAAAAGAAGAAGCAG
This is a messenger RNA of Megalops cyprinoides (Indo-Pacific tarpon), 2909 nucleotides long. It is a transcript of the gene rgs3a, whose product is annotated as regulator of G protein signaling 3a. The coding region runs from base 97 to 2835 and encodes 912 amino acids. Gene Ontology annotation, molecular function: protein binding. The record is from RefSeq and is a predicted model, not a curated record. The transcript is spliced from 16 exons. NCBI's taxonomy places the organism in Eukaryota, Metazoa, Chordata, Actinopteri, Elopiformes, Megalopidae. Gene Ontology annotation, cellular component: nucleus; plasma membrane. Gene Ontology annotation, biological process: signal transduction.